CCGCGAGAUAAUCUCGUCAAAGGAAAGAGAACGUAUCCAGUCCAAUUUACCAAUUUGCGUUAUUCGCAGUUGAAUUCGAAGACGACCAAGAAAUUUCGCCUCCGCCCAAAAAGAUCGAUCGGAUCCGUGUCGGGACGAUACCGUGGCCAACGACGACGCAUCGAUGUAUCGAUGACGAUGCCGCGAUCGAUCUAUUUUUCCGCCGACUGGUGAUUUCAUCCCGUUUGUUGCGAACAUAAUGUGUAUUGUGUCCGCUGGCGAAGGUAAUUGCCGACGCGGCAAUGAAAUUCAUUGACGUUUGAAUUGUGCUGUUGUGCCAGUUGAGAUUUUUCUCAAUUUGUCUCCCAAUUAAUCCUCAAAGUGCUGUGUGUCAAAAUAUACUCAUGGUAAAUGGUUGCGGUGUCGGAAAAUAACCGGUCCUUUGGGAUGGAAAACUUGGGCUUCCAGGAUACGACGCAUCCGCGAAAACUGGGCCGAUCUGUGAGCGUGAACGCGCCUACCGAAAACUAUCCCCUCUACAAAACGCACACCUCGGCGACGCUACUGCGAUGGCGGCGGCAACGCGAAGACCCCGACGCGAUGCUGGAGGAGGAGUUCCCGUCCGAUGAGUUCGAGUACAUGGAGUGCGGACCGUCGCCGCCCGCCGACCACACGCCCAACAUCUACGAGAGCUUCGAGGAGUUCAGCACCGGCAGCGAGCUGACCGUGCAGAUAUGCCACGACACGAUCAAGAUGAACCUGAUGGAGCACAUGAAGGUGUCCUCCGGAAGGCAUCAGCUGCUGGACGACAUCGAAAGCAAGAAGACCACGCAAGAAAACAUGAAGGAUCUGUUCGCGGGCGCGUCGUCGUUCGAGAUCAACAUAUCCUUCCUGUGGGCCGCCUUCAUGAAGCGUUGGGACUUGCUGGACGGUUUGAAGACAUUGGGGGCGAAGAUAACGUACUACGAGCCGAGCCAAGGCCUCAGCGCCCUGCAUCUGGCCUCGUUCAGCGGUUGCAUACCCGGCACUCAGUAUCUCAUAGCGCAAGGGGGCGACGUUAACGCCAUCUUCAAGUGCUACGCCCCGCUGCAUUGCGCCGCGUUCGGCGACAGCCCCGAGACCGCCAUGAUACUGCUGAACAACGGCGCCAGAGUGCAGACGUUGACGAACAGCCCCCACACGUGCCACGAGAGCGUUUUGCAUUGCGCGGUGAGAGCAAACGCAAUCGCGUGCGUGCGGUUGUUCACGGCGGAAGGGGCGGAUGUCGGGCAAGUGGAGUACUCGGGGUUGUCGCCGGUACACUUGGCUUCGGAUUUGGGGCACCCGCAGUGCCUCAAAAUCAUGUGCGAAGCCAAAGGUACGAACGUGAACGCCAAAACGAAAGGUAAGGAUUUGACCCCGCUGCAUCUGGCAGCUGAAGGGGGUUACGUCGAGUGCAUAGAGAUUCUUUUGGAGCGCGGGGCCAACAGCAACUACAGAAGCCAACGAGGCCAGACCCCCUUGCAUUUGGCAGCCAGAUCGCAGGCCUACGACUGCGUCGAGUUGUUGUUGCGCAAAGGAAACGCCGACGCCAAUAUCGGUGACGUCGAUAAAAGAACACCACUACACGCGGCUGUAUGUAAAGCUGCCAGAUCGUACGACAUCAUAGAAAUCCUCGUUAGUUACGGCGCCGACGUGAACAGCAAGGAUCAGUACGGAUACACGCCUCUGCACAUAGCUUCGCUCAACGAGCUCUCGCAGUGCGUCGAAAUACUGAUCUACCACGGCGCCGACGUGACGGCGAAGUCGAAAUUCGGCAUGACCGCCUUGGGCAUAAUAACGAGGAAAACCCCCGCUUCUCUGGCGAUGGUGACGCAAAAACUCGACUCCGCCAUAACGCUUCACCACCAUCCGGAAUCCUCGAACAGGGAGGUGGAGUUGAGGCUGGACUUUCGCAGCAUACUCCAGCACUGCCACCCGCGGGAAAUAAGCUUCCUCAACACUUUCGUGGACGAGGGCCAGAAAGAGAUACUCCUCCACCCGCUGUGCUCCGCGUUCCUCUAUCUAAAGUGGGAGAAAAUCCGCAAGUACUACAUCGCGCGCAUGCUGUUCUGCUUCAUCUUCGUGCUGAGUCUCUCCCUCUACGUUCUCACAGCUCUGGCGCACAACUGCUACAACCACGGCAAAAACUACAACGACACCGAACCGCAGAACGUCAUAGAACUCUGCGAGAAGAAGUCCAUGAUGGGGAACAUGCUGCGCAAGAACCCGUUCGUCAUAGAAAUGCAGUGGUUCGUUCUGGUGGCCAUCACCUGCUGCGAGAUACUGCGCAAAGCCUACGGGAUAGCCGGCUAUCCCAGCGUGCGGCAGUACCUAUCCCACCCGGAAAACAUCAUCGAGUGGACGGUGAUCGUCAGCGUGUUCGUCAUCUCCUUCAUCUACACCGGCAGGACGUACACGUGGCAGAACCACGUGGGCGCCUUCGCCGUCCUCUUCGGCUGGACCAACUUGAUGCUGAUGGUCGGCCAGCUGCCCAUCUUCGGCUCCUACGUCGCCAUGUACACCAGAGUGCAGGGCGAGUUCGCCAAGCUGCUCCUCGCUUACUCCUGCCUCCUGAUCGGCUUCACCAUAAGCUUCUGCGUCAUUUUUCCCGACUCGUCCACGUUCGCGAACCCGUUCAUCGGAUUGAUCACGGUUUUGGUGAUGAUGACGGGGGAGCUGAGUCUGGAUUUGCUGGUGGACGACGAUCCCGACGAUCCGCCGUUUCUGCUCGAAAUAAGCGCGCAGGUCACGUACAUCUUGUUUCUGCUGUUCGUCACCGUGAUUCUCAUGAAUCUUCUUGUGGGUAUAGCCGUGCACGACAUACAGGGUCUCCAGAAGACGGCGGGUUUGUCGAAGUUGGUGAGGCAGACCAAGUUGAUAUCCUACAUGGAGUUGGCUCUGUUCAACGGGUAUCUACCGAGAUACCUGCUGAAUCUGCUUCACUGGACCGCGUUGGUCUCGCCCAAGGCGUACAGGGUGGUGUUGAACGUCAAACCGCUGAAUCCGAGGGAAAAAAGAUUGCCGAGGGAUAUUCUGAAGGCGGCGCACGAGAUCGCGAAAAAGAGAAAACACUACAGCCACACCAUUUCGUCGCAGGCAAGCCAGAGCACCCAGUACAACAAAAAAGUCAUCAACAACAACACGGCGGACCAAACGAGUGAUAUCUUCGAAUAUUCCGGUGCCUUGCCUCUGCAGACUAUAAUUGAAAAAAACACCGAACAAAUCGACCACCUAAGCAAAGAAAUACGAGAAUUGAAGCAAAUUAACGCCAACAACCAAAAAAUAAUGGAGCAAUUACUGAACACUAUUAUACAAAGUAAAAAAUUUAGUUCGAAAUGUUAGCGAUAUAUAUUUUUAUACCAUAUUUUUCUAGAUAGGCGGAUAGUUUAUAUAAUAUAAUGAAUAUCAACUCAGCCGAAUUAAAUCCAUUCCUAAUUGUAAUAUUGUACAGGUUUAUAAUGCCAUUUGAAAGUGUGAUAUUAGUUAAAUAGUGGUUGUGAGAUUU
Molecule: messenger RNA, 3505 nt
Organism: Brassicogethes aeneus
Lineage: Eukaryota; Metazoa; Arthropoda; Insecta; Coleoptera; Nitidulidae
Source: the annotation of a GenBank genome assembly